AUGGCUGACCCAAGCACCAUUGACACUCGAUUCAUGGCUGAAAUUCGCACGUCGCUGGACCAGCUGGCGGGGGCGCUAGAGGGCGAGGAACCAGAGGAACAUGUCAAAAGUAUCGUGCAUGCGCAUGACAUCGGGGUUGCAGACGCUGAGGCGACGAUUCAGGACAUGGACAUCAACGAAGACGACAUCGACAUGGAUAGUGGUGGUGGGGAUACGAAAGUCACCGCGCGCCCACCAAGCAGCUGCAAUGAGCAACCUACCUCUCCAGAGUUGCUCGAGAUAGACGCUUUGUGCCUGGCUAUGCCUUUUAUCUUUUUUACGGCGAAUUGA
This is a messenger RNA of Exserohilum turcica Et28A, 330 nucleotides long. RefSeq lists its product as uncharacterized. The record is from RefSeq and is a predicted model, not a curated record. The transcript is spliced from 2 exons. The coding region runs from base 1 to 330 and encodes 109 amino acids. NCBI's taxonomy places the organism in Eukaryota, Fungi, Ascomycota, Dothideomycetes, Pleosporales, Pleosporaceae.